Messenger RNA from Humulus lupulus (European hop), 1108 nucleotides. RefSeq names its product HVA22-like protein a. The transcript is spliced from 5 exons. Bases 210 to 710 code for a protein of 166 amino acids. Lineage: Eukaryota; Viridiplantae; Streptophyta; Magnoliopsida; Rosales; Cannabaceae. The record is from RefSeq and is a predicted model, not a curated record.
UUCCUCUGCUUUUAAACAUACGCUUUUCUCUCUCUAUUUCUUUCUCUGGUAGAGUAACGGUACCGAAUCAUAGCUGAGUUCUAGGCUCACAAUAAGAAGCAAAACCCUAGCUCUAGCUUCUUCUGAACAUUCAGUUUCAGAUCAGAACCAGUUGAGAAGAAGAAGAAGAAGAAAACAGACAGACUAAGAUACGCAUUGAGAAACCGAAGAUGGGAUCUGGGGCUGGAAGUUUCCUCAAAGUGAUUCUCAAAAACUUCGAUGUUCUUGCUGGGCCUGUCGUUAGUCUUGUUUAUCCUCUAUAUGCCUCAGUCAGGGCAAUUGAGACCAAAUCCCCUAUUGAUGAUCAACAAUGGCUUACUUAUUGGGUUCUUUAUUCCAUGAUUACCCUAAUUGAGCUCACCUUUGCCAAAGUUAUUGAAUGGAUCCCCAUCUGGUCAUAUGCUAAGCUUAUUGUCACCUGUUGGUUGGUUAUACCCUACUUCAGUGGUGCAGCAUAUGUUUAUGAACAUUUUGUGAGACCUUUCUUUGUCAACCCUCACAGUAUUAACAUCUGGUAUGUCCCAAGGAAGAAGGACGUCUUCAGUAAACCGGACGAUAUUUUAACUGCGGCCGAGAAAUACAUUGAAGAGAAUGGACCUGAUGCAUUUGAAAAGAUCAUUCACCGGGCUGACAAGUCCCGAUGGAAUGAUAAUCACGCAAUCUUUAGCUAGGACUAUGGAUGUCGAGCCAAUAUCCUGGGGGAGAAGAAAGGAAGUGCAGUGUUUAUAAGUAAAUAUGAUCCUUCUAAGGCAUUUUGUCUGAUCACAUCUUCUGUUUUCGAAGGCUGCUUCAUGUUCUUACUUUAUUUUGUGUAAUUAUCAUGUUUUGCCUUGUUUUGACAAAUUUUAAUAUAUAUGUACAAAACUUUCUUGUGCUUCAUAGUAGAAUCACAAGGUUACUUUAACCCUUUAUUUGCCUACUUGUUCUUUCUUCCCCUCAAGAACGACAAAUGGUUUCACAAUCUAGUUCAUUUUUUUGGGUUUUCGUACAAGGAAAUCCAUCUUGUACGGGAUAGACUUUUUAAUUAGUUACUUGUUUUUAGUUAUUUAGUUAAGCUAAUUGUCUCUUA